UUCUAGUUUACUUUUCAUCUUCUAUCACAAUAAAAAUGCCAGCAAACUGUUAAGUGAAGAGAACAAAAAGUAACCAAGCAAGCCAAGCCGUGUGUAUUUGCCUACUGCAAGGGCCCGCAUUAGAAGCCGGUGUGGUUCUGUGCCAGGUGGAGCCCCUCAUCCCAACGCUGCCCACGUGCCCCCACGGCUGCUAACGGUCUUGAAGUCAGCUGUGCUUUCUGCGCUCAGACCAAACCAUGCGCCUGCUCUUCAUACUCGCUGAGCUUACCAUUCUGGUUGCCCGCCUCGAUUCGGAAGGAAUAUGCCUGCAAGUCACAGUGCCAAGGAAGAUAGAGCCACGCAAGGGCGGAGAUUCAGAGGGGAAGGUGACUUACGUCGUUACAAUUGAUGGGAAGCCCUAUUUUCUGCAUCUCAAGAACUACUCAUUCUUGUCCCAGAAUUUUUUGGUUUACACUUAUAAUGAAACUGGAUCUCUGUAUUCUGACUCGUCACACUUUAUGACACAUUGCCAUUACCGAGGAAAUGUUGAUGAAUCUUCAAACUCCACUGUGACACUCAACAUCUGCUCUGGCCUCAGGGGGUUCCUGCAGUUGGAAAAUAUCAGCUAUGUGAUUGAACCACUGGAGUCCUCAGCAAGAUUUGAGCACAUAGUUUAUCAAGUGAAAAAUGACAGCCUAAUGUCAGCAGAAAACUACAGUCGCAUUUGGCAAGCAGACCAGCUUGAUAAAGGUCACAUCAAUGCACAGGAUAAAAACACUUCACAACAAUUACCUCAAAGUCUAAAAUUGCACAUUAUAGUGGGAAAAUCUUUGUAUGAUUAUAUGGGAUCUGACAUCAAGGCUGUAACACAGAAAAUUUUCCAGAUUACUGGGCUUGUCAACACUAUGUUCAGCCAGCUGCAAUUGACGAUUAUGUUAGCAUCCUUGGAACUGUGGUCAGAUAAAGAUCAAAUUUCUACUGACGGAGAUGCUAAUGAUAUUUUACAAAGACUUUUGGGCUGGAAAGGAGACUAUCCUACCCUACAGUCUCCCCAUGAGAUAACACACUUGCUUAUUUACAGGGAACAUCCGAGAUAUAUUGGAGCAAUAUCACCAGGUGGAAUAUGUGAUCAAAGCUAUGCUGUGGGUGUUGGUAUGUAUCCAGAAGACAUAGGUCUGGAGGGAUUCUCAGUGGUUAUUGCUCAACUGAUUGGCCUUCACAUAGGAUUAACAUACGAUGAUGUCAACAAUUGUUCCUGUCCCAGAACUCCAUGCAUAAUGCAACAGGAAGCAUUGAGUUCCCGCGGAAUGAAAACUUUUAGCAACUGUAGCAUGCAUGACUACAGGCAUUAUGCUGCAAAUUUUGCGGUGAAAUGUCUUGGUAACAUUUCAACUGUGCAAGUACUACAGCCAUACCAGCCCGUGUGUGGUGACGGAAUCAUGGACGCUAGUGAAGAGUGUGACUGUGGUAAUGACACGGAGUGUCAAUUUAAAGAGUGCUGCAACUAUAAAACAUGUAGACUGAAAGCCUCAGCACAGUGUGGAUCUGGACCAUGCUGCACAUCCAACUGCGAGCUGUCUGCAGCAGGCACUCCCUGUAGGAAGGCUGUUGACCCAGAGUGUGAUUUCACAGAAUAUUGCAAUGGAUCCUCUAGCCAGUGUGUCCCUGACACCUACGCCUUGAACGGGCAUGUGUGCAGGCUGGGGUCUGCGUAUUGCUUCAACGGACGAUGCCAAGCUCUUAAGGACCAGUGUGUCAGUUUGUUUGGAAAAGGAGCUCAAGGCGCUUCCUAUGCCUGUUUUGAAAAAAUUAACUCACCACGUGAAAAACUGGCGAACUGUGAUUUAAAAAAUUCAUACUCGUUACCUUGUGGACAAAAGGAUAUUCUCUGUGGAAAAUUAGCUUGUUUCCGGCCACGAAAGAAUUAUAAAGGCACUGCUCGAUCUGUAGUGUAUUCGUAUGUCCAUGACAGCAUGUGUCUGUCCAUACCUCCUGGGCUGUCCAUGAGAGCAGAUGGAAAAGACAGUGCAUACGUAGCCGAUGGCACUGUGUGUGGACCACACAUGUAUUGUGUGAACAGAACCUGCCAAGAAGUGAGCUUAAGAGGAAGCGGCUGUGACUCCACUAAGAAGUGCAAAGGGAACGGGAUAUGUAAUAACUUUGGUAAUUGCCAAUGCUUUCCUGACUACAGGCCUCCAGACUGUAACUUACAGAUUGGAUCACCAGGGGGCAGCAUUGAUGAUGGAACCAUCAGGAGAGCUGACUUAGGCUUUGGUACAAAGCACGCAGGCAAGCAUCAGGACAGCUGGGCGAUUCUGGCCUUCUUCAUUUUCCUGCCUUUUAUCAUAACUGUGAUAAUCAGGAUCCUGAAGAGAAAUGAAAGGAAAAUAAUGCCUCAGACCGAUCACCAAAUAUGAUGGGUAAAUAUAGCCUGUGGUGCUAACCUAUGUGGUUAAAUAGAGCUGUGUUUUUAAUGGUUUUGUAACUCCAUAUUUUAUG
This is a messenger RNA of Acomys russatus (golden spiny mouse), 2478 nucleotides long. It is a transcript of the gene Adam18, whose product is annotated as ADAM metallopeptidase domain 18. Gene Ontology annotation, cellular component: plasma membrane. The record is from RefSeq and is a predicted model, not a curated record. NCBI's taxonomy places the organism in Eukaryota, Metazoa, Chordata, Mammalia, Rodentia, Muridae. Bases 237 to 2396 code for a protein of 719 amino acids. Gene Ontology annotation, biological process: cell adhesion; binding of sperm to zona pellucida; proteolysis. The transcript is spliced from 19 exons. Gene Ontology annotation, molecular function: metalloendopeptidase activity.